AUGCGUGAGUUCUUUGCCUAUAGAUUACAAGAUCGUGUCGAUAAGUUUUCUGUUAUCCAUAAUGCAAAACGACUUUUCCAGCAAUUUGUUGUUGAUGCUUACACUAUGAUAAAGAGUGAAAGGUUGUUUUACAUACGGCGACAACAAACGCAUUUGAGGUUAGAAAGUUUUCAGAAUAUACAGAAUGCAAAUAAUUCUGGCAAAAAAGAUAUGUCAAAAAUUGGAACACGUAUCUUUAUUCCAUCCUCUUUCACUGGCGGUUCUCGAUAUAUGAUGCAAAAUUACUUAGAUGCAAUGUCUUUGUGCAAAUGGUUUGGGUACCCAGAUUUUUUCAUUACUAUUACAUGUAAUCCAAAAUGGCCGGAAGUUGAAAGGUUUUUAAAAGAUACCACCAUAAGGCCUGAAGAUAGACCAGACAUUUUGUGUCGAAUUUUCAAGAUGAAACUAGAUUCUCUAACAAAAGACUUGAAAGAAGGCAACUUGUUGGGUAGAGUUAACUCUGUUGUCUAUACUGUCGAAUUCCAAAAACGCGGACUUCCUCAUGCACACAUAUGUGUAUUCAUGCAUCCAGAUAGCAAGAUACUAUCGGUUGACCAACUAGAUCCAAUCAUUUCUGCCGAAAUUCCAGACAAAGCCGAAGAUCCUGAGUUAUAUAAACUUGUGGCAGACUACAUGAUUCAUGGUCCUUGUGGUGCUCUAAAUAUGAAUUCUCCUUGCAUGGUCGAUCGUAAAUGCUCCAAGAAGUUUCCUAAAAAAUUUGUUAACGAAACAUGCUUGGAUAAGAAAGGAUUUCCAGUUUAUCGUAGAAGGGAUUCUGGCCAUUCUGUUGUUAAAUCCCGUGUGAACGUAGACAAUAGAUAUGUUGUUCCAUAUAGUAAAGUGCUGUUAAAAAGAUACCAGGCGCAUAUGUUGAAUGGUGCAACCAACUUGGUUCUAUCAAAUAUUUGUUCAAUUAUUCGACUUCCGUUUCAUUUACCGGGCCAACAAAACGUAGUAUAUGGUGCAGACGAUGACAUUGACGAGGUUCUUAACAAACCAUCUGUUGCUUCUACUAUGUUCUUAUCUUGGAUGAAGUGUAAUGAAAGAUUUCCUGAGGCACGUGAGCUUACUUAUGUUGAGUUUCCUUCAAAAUAUGUUUUUAAAUUAAAUACUCGCAGUUGGGAUGUAAGGAAACGACAUCCUUCAAUUGGUAGGAUUCAUUCGGUGUUUCCUUCCGAUGGUGAAGCAUACUACCUAAGAAUAUUAUUGAACAAAGUAAAGGGUCCAAAAUCUUUUGAAGAUAUUCGUACUGUAAACGGUACUUUGUAUCCAACUUUCAGGGACGCAUGUUAUGCGUUAGGGCUUUUGGAUGAUGACAACGAGUACAUUGAAGCUAUUAAAGAAGCCAGUUUGUAUGGAACCGCUAUGUUUUUACGGACGUUAUUUGGGACAAUGUUGAUGUCUGUUUUACAUUACUCUGACGAAGACGUUAAGAAUUUGGCUUUGUUAGAGAUUGAGAAAUUCUUACUUCGUAAUAACUCAUCGCUGAAGAACUAUUCAACUAUGCCUUAUCCUGAUCACGAGUCUAUUUCUUCUUCUAACAAUCGGUUGAUCAAUGAGGAGUUAUCUUAUGACCAAAAUACUAUGGAAGAUGAGUUGAAUAGUAUAUUAUGGAAUCUGUUAGAACGAACAAAGGUGGCGUGUUUUUUCUUUACGGAUAUGGUGGCACAGGAUGAGGCUCCAAUGAUUCAUAAACAUGCCUUUGAAGCAUUGGAUAGAACCUUAAAAGAUAUAUUGAUGCCUGAAUGUUCAAAUAGCGAAGCUUUACCAUUUGGAGGAAAGGUAAUUGUAUUUGGUGGUGACUUUAGACAAAUUCUUCCUGUUGUUCCUAAUGGUUCUAGACAAGAUAUCGUCAACGCUUCAUUGAAUUCAUCAUAUAUAUGGAACAAAUGCAAUUUGCUAAUUGGCGAGGGAAAAGUUGGUGGUCGCAACGACGGCGAAGCUGUUAUUGAUAUACCUGAAGAACUGUUGAUUACUGAUUCCACUAACCCUAUUGGUAGUCUGAUCAACUUUGUGUAUCCUUCGAUACUUGAGUCUUUCAAUGAUCCAAAUUAUUUUCAAGAAAGAGCGAUACUUGCUCCUAAGAACGACGUUGUUCACGAGAUAAAUGAUACCUUAUUAGCAAUGUUUCCUGGUGAUCAAAAAGAGUAUCUAAGUUCUGAUUCUAUCUGCCAAUCGGAGAAUGUAACUGACCAUAUUCGACACGAUGUUUACCCCCCGACGUUCUAA
Molecule: messenger RNA, 2268 nt
Organism: Helianthus annuus (common sunflower)
Lineage: Eukaryota; Viridiplantae; Streptophyta; Magnoliopsida; Asterales; Asteraceae
Exons: 7
Coding region: 1-2268 (755 amino acids)
Biological process (GO): DNA repair; telomere maintenance
Molecular function (GO): DNA helicase activity
Source: RefSeq, a predicted model, not a curated record